Aspergillus caelatus is the source of this 777-nucleotide messenger RNA. RefSeq lists its product as uncharacterized. The coding region runs from base 1 to 777 and encodes 258 amino acids. NCBI's taxonomy places the organism in Eukaryota, Fungi, Ascomycota, Eurotiomycetes, Eurotiales, Aspergillaceae. The transcript is spliced from 2 exons. The record is from RefSeq and is a predicted model, not a curated record.
AUGGAAUCCCAACCACCAGAAAGACGAGAACCCUUCUGGUCCCACUUCAGCAACCUAGUCCGUAGAAUGAACCCCCUACCCCACGGAACCCCAGCCUCCACCAGCGUAACCCCCUUCGACAAGGACCCCUUCACAACCGGCGUGAUAAACCUCCACGGCUGCACCUGCAUCAUAAUCAUCACCGAAAAAGGCCUCUACAACUCCCAUUUCUGGGACGGGCCAUCCUUCUCCCAAAGCACUGUCCCAAUCCACGGCCCGAAAAUCUUCGAACACGACGUCCUACGCCCCAUAACAUACGGCCUCCGGUUCUGCACCUCCAAUGACACCAUCCUCGAAGGUCCCCCGGCAUGCAACCACUACAUUAGGGACGAAUAUGAGCCCCUCGCCUUCAUAUUUAGUCCGAAGAAAUGGAACUCGGAUGUCAUGCAGUAUCCGGCGCAGAUUGUUAAGAUUGCUCAUGCGCUUUGGGAUGUCUUGCCUAGUGCGGAUGUUCAGGUUGUGGGAUAUGUUAAUGUGGGGAGGGCGGAUCCGGUUCUGAGGGAUUCGGAUUUUAUUGAUCCUGAUGUUGGGGAUAUUGGGCAGUUGGAGGGGAAGGUGGUUGUGGAUUAUCAGCCUAGGGUUCGAUUGCAGGAUGGGAGAGUGGGUUCGGUGGUGGAUGUUUGGAUAGGGGAUGAGGUGGAGAGGGUUUGGAGGAAGGAGUGGAAUAGUAGCAAUGUGCGAGAACAGAACCAAAGGCUGAUGGAUAGGAAAAGAAAUGUCAACCGCGCAAAUUCGUAG